Molecule: messenger RNA, 887 nt
Organism: Nerophis ophidion (straightnose pipefish)
Lineage: Eukaryota; Metazoa; Chordata; Actinopteri; Syngnathiformes; Syngnathidae
Gene: bud31
Product: BUD31 homolog
Exons: 4
Coding region: 101-535 (144 amino acids)
Biological process (GO): mRNA splicing, via spliceosome
Cellular component (GO): nucleus; spliceosomal complex
Source: RefSeq, a predicted model, not a curated record
GGACCCCUGUGAGGUCAUAUUUAGUGGCCCGGGACUGAACGCGAAUCCGACGAAAACAUAGCCUGCUUUUGUUGUUCUCUUCACGACAAAUUACAGGAAAAUGCCGAAAGUUAAGAGAAGCCGAAAGCCACCACCAGAUGGCUGGGAACUUAUCGAGCCAACUUUGGAUGAGCUGGAUCAGAAAAUGAGAGAAGCUGAAACUGACCCUCAUGAGGGAAAGCGGAAGGUGGAAGCUCUCUGGCCAAUUUUCAGGCUGCACCAUCAACGGAGCAGAUAUAUUUACGACCUCUUCUUUAAAAGAAAAGCCAUCAGCAGAGAGCUGUAUGAGUAUUGCAUUAAGGAAGGGUACGCGGACAAGAACCUGAUAGCCAAGUGGAAGAAACAGGGCUACGAGAACUUGUGCUGCUUGCGUUGCAUCCAAACCAGAGACACCAACUUUGGAACCAACUGCAUUUGCAGAGUCCCAAAGAGCAAGCUGGAAGUUGGAAGGAUCAUCGAAUGCACACACUGUGGAUGCAGAGGAUGUUCUGGAUAAUUGCUUAUUUCAUGCUGAACACCACCUCUUGCUCACACAACUGCUUCAGAAACAUUUUUAUUUUUCAGCAUCAUUCCCAGCAUUCUUUACAGGGCUCUGUAUUCUCUACCAGAAUAGGCCAAGAAUGGCCUUACUGUAUUCAAUGUUAUUACUCUAUUCUGUGUUUUUAAUGUCCUAGUAAAACCAUUUCUUUUCUGAAUCUCUAAGAAGGAAGUUGUCUAAAUUAAACAAGGUGCGGAAAAUAAUUUUCAGUUCGCUUUUUUUGUUUUAUUCAAAGUUGGCUAGUAACUUAAAAACAUUUAGUUUUUAAAACAUUUUGUUGCAUUAGUUUCAAUAAAAAAAAUUUAAUUGA